Molecule: messenger RNA, 425 nt
Organism: Emiliania huxleyi CCMP1516
Lineage: Eukaryota; Haptophyta; Isochrysidales; Noelaerhabdaceae
Exons: 2
Cellular component (GO): Golgi apparatus
Molecular function (GO): antiporter activity
Source: RefSeq, a predicted model, not a curated record
AUGGUUGACGUCGGGUUGAUAGUCUACCUCACGGCGUGGUACCUCGGCAACUACUACUACAACAUCUUCAACAAGACCGCCGCCAAGGCCGGUGGUGGCUCCGAGUAUGCCAUGAUCAUGGCUUGGAUCCAGAUGGCGGUCGGCGCAGUCUACGCUCUCGCGCUGUGGAUCCUGCCAGAGGCCCGCAAGGCACCGGCGAUCACCUUCACGCAGGUGAUGAAGCUGGCUCCGGUCGGCUUCUUCACGGCGGCGGCGCACGCCGGCGCCGUCUUCUCGCUCUCCGCCGGCGCCGUCUCCUUCGCGCAGGUCAUCAAGGCCGCCGAGCCCGCCUUCGCCGCCGCGAUUGGCUAUGCGGUGUACGGCAGCUCGGUCUCACGCGCAAAGCUGCUGAUGCUCGUGCCAGUCAUCGGCGGGAUCUGCAUCGC